Molecule: messenger RNA, 4477 nt
Organism: Lytechinus pictus (painted urchin)
Lineage: Eukaryota; Metazoa; Echinodermata; Echinoidea; Temnopleuroida; Toxopneustidae
Product: endonuclease/exonuclease/phosphatase family domain-containing protein 1-like
Exons: 3
Coding region: 179-1222 (347 amino acids)
Biological process (GO): DNA repair
Cellular component (GO): plasma membrane
Molecular function (GO): DNA binding
Source: RefSeq, a predicted model, not a curated record
UAUUUUCAUUAACAGUGUGGUGACGUCCCAAGGCCAAGCCGAGCCCGACGAUGUAACUUACAAGGCAAGAUGAGAUGACACUGGAAUGACUGAAUAAUCAAAAGAACUGAUCCAGGAGUAGGUACACAGCUGUUAUGAAGACGUUUUUUGUUGGUGACUGUUGCAUAAUCUAUGAGCCAUGGGUAUGGUCACUAGCUGCUGUGGGCGGAGGCCUAAGAAGUCCCGCCUCCAUAGUGAACAUGAUCUCAUGUCACCAAAGAAGAAGCGGCACCGUCGUGACAUCAGUGCUACAUACAGUGCCAAUGACUUUGUCAUGACACUGGAUCAGCUUAACAUUAACCAAGCAACAGAAGAAGAGCUUAUGACCUUACCAACUAUCAGCCGCAACAUUGCCCGCAACAUAAUCCAAUAUCGCAACCACAUUGGUGGGUUUCGGAAAGCAGAAGAUCUAGCUCUUGUGUCUGGAGUAGGUGCUAAUAAACUCGCUUUAAUUCGGAUGGAGAUAUACUGUGGGAAAUAUGAUCCUGGCAGUCACUCUACACCAUCAUCUAGUCGAAAGAGUAGUCACCGUUUGAAUGCACUCUUGAAACAAAGUGUUGAAAUAAAAGUGGAUGUUAACAAAGCUACAGCAAUUGAUCUGAGCAAAGUAUCUGGAAUUGGAACUGAUUUAGCGCAGCGUAUCGUAGAUUAUAGGAAUGAAGUUGGCCAGUACAAGUUUCUUACAGAUGUUAGCAAGGUACCUGAAAUAGGGACCUAUUAUUUUGAAAAGAUUAGACACUGUUUGACUAUCGAUGAUAAUGAAAGCACGUGUAGCACAUCAACUACAAUGUCAAUCAUGGAAGACUUCUCCUCAGACUCACUGCCACUCUUGCGAGACCGGGAAAGACCCAAUGGAACCUUACCAUCUGGUUAUGGGGGAUCAAAAAAAGUCCAUGUCACAUCCGCAACACAGACAGACAAUACAUCAAUGCCUACUCCAUUUGCUGCAAUGCCAAGGAGAAAAGGACGGAUGAUGCUACGUCGAACACCUUCUCAAAGGAUUGGUAGAUUACGUGUAGCAUCAUGGAACCUUCAGAAAUUAAGCCUGGAUAAAGUUAAAAACCCUGGAGUGAAGGAAGUAAUUUGUAUGACCUUACUGGAAAAUGGACUCAGCCUAUUAGCUUGCCAAGACAUUGUAGACAGUACUGCAUUAGAUGAGGUAAGUUCACCAUACAUUGAUUGAAUCAUGAUAGCAAUUCAAAAAUCCACCUGGGCCCUGUCUUACAAAGAGUUAUGAUUGAUCAGAUCAAUCGUAACUCUAUGGAAAUCCAUCAGUGUCAUAAUUUUCUCUACGAAAAAUUUGCACAGUGUUCUUUGUAUGCAAAGAGGAGCGCAGUGAAUUUUCAAGAAGACAAUGAAUGCAUGAAUAUACAUAAAAGCUAGAAAAUAUUGUGAACGAACAUGCAUAAUAGAAUGACGUUGCUGGCCAUCCGUAGUUGUGAUUGAUUGGAUCAAUUGUAAGACGGGGCCCAGGGUUUACAUCUGUGUGUGUGCUGUCUUAAACAGGACACUAAUUUCUUUGUUUUCAAGGCAGUAGAUUUUGUCUCUAUUACAUGGUGCUGCAUACAAAUUGUUGAUGAAAUGCGCAAAUCCCCUUGGAAAUAUGUACUGUAGCAGAGCAAACAACAGCUGCAUGCACUUAAUAUGCAUAUGCGCCAAAUCACCAUAUCGUCAUUUUGCCUCCGACGAAGAUUCUGCUAGGAUCGAAAGCUUAGGCCCCUUUUUGACUUUAUAAUUUACUCCAUUGGCUCUCUUUUAUUAGAUAAGCAGUUUUCAGCAGCUUCUUUUUGCCAUAAAUCACCAUAUCGACACUGCAUUGACUUUGCACGUGAAAAAGCGAUAUGACGUUUUGACUGAUCGCGCGCAUUGAAAUCACGGCCAUUUGCAUUUUUGUACAGGGAAAAUCUAAACCGCUCAAACCGAAAUUGCAAGCAUGUAACUCUUUUGCGAUAGUUUCUCUGAUCCUUUGUUUUGUGUAAAAAUAAAGAUACCAAUGUCAAGCAAUUGUCUUGGUCUUUCCAACCAUGUACUUUUCUAGCAAUGAAUAUGUUACAAGGCUGGGGGACUAAGUGAAAAUUAUAGUAAACAUUGAGGUUGAUUUUUCUCUGAAAUGGGUUUGCACCAUUGUAUGUGUGAUACGGCGGUUUGGAUGACCACCGACGAAGUGUAGGCCUGUGGACCUAGUUCAUAAAACUUGGACAUAAAGAGUAAUCAUGUAUCACUGACAUCUUGCACGAGUUUCAGGUCAUAUGAUCAAGGUCAAAGGUCAUUUAGCAUCGAAUAAACUUGCUCUAUGUUGGGGCACCAACAUUGAAAUCUUAAUCGAAGUUAAGAAGUUUUUAAAUGGUACUAUAUCAUGUCACAUGAUCAUGUUCAAAGGUCAUUUAUGGUUAGUGAAAUUAGUUGGAAAGGUUUUUGUCUCACCUGCAUAGCAGAGUGAGACUAUAGGCGCCGCUUUUCCGACGGCGACGGCGGCGGCGGCGACGGCGGCGUCAACACCAAAUCUUAACCUGAGGUUAAGUUUUUGAAAUGACAGCAUAACUUAGAAAGUAUAUGGACCUAGUUCAUGAAACUUGGCCAUAAGGUUAAUCAAGUAUUACUGAACAUCCUGCCUGAGUUUCAUGUCACAUGACCAAGGUCAAAGGUCAUUUAGGGUCAAUGAACUUAGACCAUGUUGGGGGAAUCAACAUCAAAAUCUUAACCUAAGGUUAAGUUUUUGAAAUGUCAUCAUAACUUAGAAAAUAUAUAGACCUAGUUCAUGAAACUUAUACAUAAGGUUAAUCAAGUAUCACUGAACAUCCUGCAUGAGUUUCACGUCACAUGACCAAGGUCAAAGGUCAUUUAGGGUCAAUGAACUUUGGCCGAAUUGGGGGUAUCUGUUGAAUUACCAUCAUAACUUUGAAAGUUUAUGGAUCUGAUUCAUGAAACUUGGACAUAAUAGUAAUCAAGUAUUACUGAACAUCCUGUGCAAGUUUCAGGUCACAUGAUCAAGGUCAAAGGUCAUUUAGGGUCAAUGAACUUUGGCCAAAUUGGGGUAUUUGUUGAAUUACAGCCAUAAAUUUGAAAGUGUGUUGGUCUAGUUCAUAAAACUUGGACAUAAUAGUAAUCAAGUAUCACUGAACAUCCUGUGCGAGUUUCAGGUCACAUGAUCAAGGUCAAAGGUCAUGUAAGGUCAAAGAACUUUGGCCACGUUGGGGGUAUUUGUUGAAUUGCCAUCAUAUCUCUAUAAGUGUAUUGGUCUAGUUCAUAAAACGUGGAAAUAAGAGUAACCAAGUAUCACUGAACAUCUUGUGUGAGUUAUAGUAGUUUUCAAAAUCAGCACUGCUGCUAUAUUGAAUCGCGUGAUGCAGGUGAGACGGCCAGAGGCAUUCCACUUGUUUUUUUCUCACCUCCAUAGCAGAGCGAGACUAUAGGCACUGUUUUCCAACAGCAGCGACGGCAGCAUCAACAUUGAAAUCUUAACCAAGGUUAAAGACCCAGACUAAAAGUAAAAACCACAAAUGGGAUUCUAUACAACAAUGUAAGUUUGAUGCAUUUUCACUUCUUGACGGCUGAGUAUUUUACCUAUAAAUACAUGUACAUGUACCUCAAAUGAAUGGGUUUUGACAAUGGGCUUUAUCAAGCUUCUUUACAACCUGAAUUAUGGGACAGGAGGGUUGUGAUUCCAUAGGGUUAUAUGUACAAAGAAUAGCUUUUUUCAGAUUAUGAAUUCAUUUUUUUUUUAAUUAGCAUCUAUAUUACACUGACAAUUAUUCAGUGCUCAAAAGGAUGGAAAAUGACAACUCUUCAUUAGGUUUUUGUUGUGAUUUCUUUGUACUGGCUUUUUUGGUCAUUAGUGGCUAUGUCAGGAAAAGUUGUUACACAUAAUCUGAAUGCAAAUGGAAUUGGAAAGCUGUGCCAAAUAAUUGGGAAAUAAAAUAUGGCUGAAACUAGUCCAAAGCUGUAGAUUCCAUUUCAUCAAUUCAAGCUUGAAAAGAUAUUUAUAAUAUCCAUAAGGACGAAAUUGAAGUGAAGAAAAUAAAAUGCGCAGUCCGAGAAGCAAAGUAAAAAAAAUCACCCAUUUUUUCUGUGUACAAACCUAUGGAAUCACAAUGCUUCUAACACGACAUGACAUCACGGUAAUGAGGCCAGUCAGAAGGGUUCAGUGUUAAAAUGGCAGAGGUAAAAGUCCCAGGGGGCCAGUCAAAUGUAUUGCUGUACACAUGCGUGACCAAAUUAUUUCCAAACAACCCCUAAACAAGUUUUUCUCUGUGUGCAAAAUAACCCCCUAAACAAGUUUUUCGCAGGCUUCAUUUACCCAUUUUGGCCCCUAAACAAGUUGUCGCCAGAAUAUGACCCCUAUAAAACAAGUUUUGUCUCAGGCCCAAACACUUUUCAGAAAUGAGGAGGAAAAAGCACCGGGGAAAAAACAUACCCUAAGCAUGUUUGGCUAGUCUUU